This is a messenger RNA of Pimephales promelas (fathead minnow), 1517 nucleotides long. The record is from RefSeq and is a predicted model, not a curated record. Lineage: Eukaryota; Metazoa; Chordata; Actinopteri; Cypriniformes; Leuciscidae.
AUGGGCUCCUUCCACCUCAUUCGGAUGCUUUUGGAUGAAUACAUCCUGCUAGCAAUUGAGACGCAAUUCAACAAUGACAAAGAGCAGGACCUUCAGAAUCUACUGGAGAAAUAUAUGAGGAGUGCAGAUGCUAGUAAAGCUACAUUCUCCGCCUCCCCAAGUUCCUGCUUCUUGGCCAAUCGGAAUAAAUCCAGUGUGGCGUCAAAUGAUUCGACUGUCAAGGACGAGAACCCUCCAGAACAUGAUUUCCUGUCGCUCACAGCUGCACAGCAGGGGCUCGGGGCCGGUACUAUCGUGUACCAUAGUACCGAUCCGGACAACUUUACUAUCAAUGGUCAAAUGGAUUACUCGCAGAACAGCGCCCCCCUGAUGACCCCUCCGAUCUCUCCAGCCAUGAUCAACCGUAGCAGCGUGAUCAACCAAGGCCCGAUGGCUGUGAGGCCGCAGAGCAGCUGCCCCAUACAACCCCAACUGUCCUGCCAGACUUUCCCCGACACCAUGUACCAGAGUCUUCACAAUGCUAGUUCUGGCUCCUACCCCAACUCCUCUUACUACCAGCCUGUGUUCAGAGCUCAGACUCACACUCCCACGUCAGCCUAUCAGGCUCAUACUGAAAGCGGACGCUACGCACCCUUUUCUGGACACCAACUGACUAAAGACUGCUUCAGCAGCAGCUGUACCGGGUCUCCCUACAGCUCGAGGGUUGCAUCGGCUGGAUACGCUGCCGCAGGUGACCCUGCGAUGGACACUGAGGGCGUACAGCUGCUGGACUCCACAGGGUACAGCUUUGGAGGAAGUGCUGCCAGUGGAGAUGGGUGCGCUGGUUCGGUUUGCAGCUCUGGGCACAAUGGAUAUUACAACAGCAGUGGUUAUGUGGACGCUCAGAGAAUGGGCACGUUUAUCGAUCAGCAUGUGUCCGUUAUCAGCAGCGUGAGCAGCAUUCGCUCUGUUUCAGCCUACGCCGAAGUGCACGACCCUCUGAACAUCCUGGACAACACGAGCAGGAAGACAACAAGGCCCUACUACACUGAACUGUCUGCAAUGGGCACACACACAGCAGGAUCCAGCAUCGCUCAUUCCUGCUCCGUCUCAACACCCUGCAUGUAUGGAACUCCUGCUCCUUAUCAUUCCCAGAAUGCACUGCUGCCUGUCCAGGGAACCACAGAGAUCAGAGAAAUCGUGUCGUCCCUGCCCCCCAUCAACACCGUGUUCAUGGGCUCAACUGGUGGGCCAGCCUGACUGACACCUUAUCUGUAAUUCUACAUUAUACUCACAUGUUUUAGUUCAUCUGUAAAUCUUACAGUAGAUAUUUCAUUGCCACAUACAUUGCAGACUGGCUAACUGAUUUAUUUUAUAUUGUUUGAUUUGAAAUGGGGGGGUUGUGCUAACAAAUGACAGGUGACCCAAUUAUACAAUUAUCUUUUGUGUAGUAAAUACUGUAAUAUAAUCACAAUUCAUCUUUGUUCUUAGUAUAGCAUUCUUGUAUAUACUAAUAAAAAAUAUACAAUUUGUUCGCA